This is a messenger RNA of Plasmopara halstedii, 3366 nucleotides long. RefSeq names its product Tyrosine-protein kinase ephrin type A/B receptor-like. Bases 1 to 3366 code for a protein of 1121 amino acids. The record is from RefSeq and is a predicted model, not a curated record. Lineage: Eukaryota; Oomycota; Peronosporomycetes; Peronosporales; Peronosporaceae. The transcript is spliced from 11 exons. Gene Ontology annotation, molecular function: protein binding.
AUGUUAGUAGAAGACAAAAGGAUCAUGAUAUGGAUUAUACAAUACGUGUUCUUCCUGCUGUCAUUUUUUAUCUUUUGGUGCAAAUGUGAUGAGAUUGUGGAUUUACUUUCUCCCUUCAGCGACUUGAAGAACCUGGUGGAACAAGUAGCAAAAGACGCAGCAAAAGUUGAUACUGUCAAAGUUGCUGAUCGAAAAUAUCCAUUGGCGUCUAUCGAAAUGGGCGCACUGGAGCAGAUCUAUCGAGACUGCGGCACGCAAGAAUCCAUUGCUUUGCGCACGUGGUGCAUAGACACUGAUGAAAAGUGGCAUUUUCGUGAGUCAAGCGAAAACAAACGUCUGUGUCCGCGAGGUGUUACGACACAUCCAUGUACAGGCCGGAUACUACAUCGCAAAAGAAGUUUGAUAGAGGAAGAAGUUGAGUACUUGCGGCCAUGGGAAGGCAUUCGUUGCGACGCUCUUACAGAGCCGACCACACUUACACAUAUCUAUCUUCCACGACAGUCAUUGCGAUGUGAACUUGCCAAACUUGAUUUGAGUGUCAUGAUUUCGCUUGAACAGCUCGACUUAUCAGACAACGAGCUAUUUGGAGGCUUUCCUGACUGGUUAGGCGAUAUGACAAUGUUGAGACUGCUUAAUCUUCGUGGAAAUCAUUUUUCGGGACAUAUUUCGUCGUCAUUAGCUGGCAACGAUGCUCUCGAAUUGAUCAAUUUAUCCAACAACAAGCUAACAGCGUCCACACUGCGCUACUUUGAUGCUUUUCAUCGGCUUCAACACUUGGAUCUUUCAAACAACAACAUCGAUCUAAGAUUAUCUAGCAGCUUGUUUAUCAGCGAGUCCUUGCGAAGCAUCAAUAUCAGCUACAAUGGGUUUCACGGAGAUCUUUCAAUGUUGCCAGCCUUUAAAUUUCUCGAGUCUUUCGACGUGUCGAACAAUUUUCUGACGGGAAAUAUCCCACCGCAACUUUCACUUUGGGGCCGUGAAGACCCUCACGACCCCGACGAAAACUCUUCUUUAGCCAUCGUUGACGUUUCAAACAACAUGUUCACCGGGAAUCUACCAGAGAUUUCGAACCAGUCAGUCUUGCAACGCUUCAAUGUACGCAAUAAUGGCUUCGGCGGACACAUUCCUACAUUUUCUCCGUCAUUGCAGAAAUUUGCAAGACCCGAUGAAUUUGACGGCAAUAUGUUUAUGUGUCCGGUGCCCGCUGAGCUAAUACAAAGCAAACUUUAUUGUGUUUGUGGGGACGGCUUUACCGUCAAGUCGACAGUGCAGCCUUCAGUUUUUAAAUCUGCUGAUGCGACUGGUGCCUCAGAACAUUUGGUGCUGGCAAGCGAAUUUGCUAACCGUUGUGUACGAUGCUCCAAAGGCUUUUACUCAAACUAUAGUACUCGUCAACAGUGCCGCCCAUGCCCACCUGGAUCUGUUCCAGAUUUAAAUUCAGGCAAAAGAGCUGCCAGCUGCACAUUUUGCCCUUCAGGUUCUUUUGCUAUCGAGAAGGCUUCGCAUUCGUGCACACCAUGUCCACCGGGAACAUUCGUGAACGGGACUGGUGCAACAUCGUGUGACUUGUGCAAUCCAGGAGAAUUCGCAACACAUCCGGGCUCUUCAAGUUGUACUGCUUGUGCUGUUGGGUCCUAUGCAAAUGUAACGGGGAUGUCUGCUUGCACUUUAUGUCCACCGGGAACGUACGUGAAUGUUGAGGGCGAGGCGGCUUGUCGUAUGUGCCCGAUUGGUACGUACAACUCGGGUCGAUCUGUUGGGUGCAGUUUGUGUCCAAUUGGAUCGAGUGCGCCGCAACUUGGUCAUGUCAGGUGCUCCUCUUGUUCCCCUGGAAAAUUCUAUGAUAUCAACACCAAAGCCUGUACAUUUUGUCGCCCAGGUACAUACACUAAUAAAUCCGGGCAAACUGAAUGCAAACUGUGUGAGAGCGGCACUGUGGCAGAAAAAUUUGGCAGCGACACUUGUGCUCCUAUAGCAGCUCCUGGAUCGGGAUACGAUACUUCGACGACUUUAGUGAAGUGCAAACCAGGAACAUUCAACGAUGGCAAGUUGAGGACGUGUCAACCUUGUCCGAUAGGAACUUUUGCAGCAAAUCGAAGCUCUCGGACGUGUUUGUUAUGCGCAAGAGGUAGCUAUGCAGCCAAUGUUGGCUCUGCACACUGUAAAUUAGCGCCUCAAGGUUCGUUUGUCCGGUUCGAAGGUGCGAAUCGAACAGAGCUCUGCGAUCCCAACACCGUUACUGCAAAGGAAGGAUCAACAUUUUGUAUUCAAUGUGCGACGCCUUCAUUUAGUUUUCUGCCUGGUGGCGUUAAGUGUGGUCUUGCUAGACCAGGAGAAGUUUACGAUCACGUGAAGUGGCCUCGCUUAGCUUUGAGCUUGGCAGGUGUGGAGCUACGAGAUCAUGUUAACGCAUCAAGUGAUCAAGAAUCACGACUCGAAGCACUCAUUCACAUAUGGACGGAAAUGCUGGUAAGCUAUUCGGGUUUGAGUUGUGUGCUGCACGUGUUGCAAGUGGUAUCCAGGCCAAAUCAUUCCACCCAGAUUUUUGUUGCGGUUGAGCCGACCAUUGGAUCAGCAAACGAGAGUCAAUUUGACCAAAGAAUGAAAAAUUAUGUCGGCGAUACUAUACAGCAUGUUGUUGAAGCUGCUAAAAAGACAACAGAAACUUUUUUGAGUAAACCUGAUCUAUCUCAAAUUGACAACAGGGAUAAAGAAAAUGAUGUCAAUCAACUCAGACAUCUAGUAAGAUCAAAAUUGUUUCAAGAAGCGUUGGUACGCCAGAUCAAUCGUGCUAAUCUGAUAAAGUGGCCGUUGUCCUAUGGUAUGGUCAACCUGUCAAUGGUCGAACCUCCAUUUAGCUCAACUCGGGCAUUAAAAUGCCCCUUUGGAACAUAUUUCUCGACAACGAAAGACUUGAACAAAAACGAACGCAAGUGUCUACCGUGUCCCAUUGGAUCGUAUUCCAGAGUAAGUGGUGCUUUGCAAUGUGAACUAUGUCCUCAAGGAUCCUUUUCAUCAGAAAAAGGACAAAAUUCAUGUCAUUCGUGUCCGCUCGGUGCUGAUGCUACACCUGGCUCUUCGUUUUGUGUCAAUUGCUCGUGGUUCACGUAUGAAUGUGAAGGUUUCUGGCAAGACUUGAUUGCUACGAUGUGCGGUGGUUUAGUGUUCUUGCGAUUGCUGUAUCAGAAACUUCGGAUUCUAUGCAUGGGUGACCAAGCUGUGCAGCAACAAGACGAGAGCGCAGCGUUAAUGACAGCCGUGCGUACUCAUGGUCGUACUAUUGAUGAUGUGCGGUACGCGCCCAUGGGUAUGAUCUCAGCUGAAGCCAUGUUUGGCAGCAUGUGCGAGUCAGAUAACCGUCUGUAA